CAAAAGGACUUGGAUCCUCAUGCAGAUGUCACACAGAGCAGUACAUUGUUCUUUGAAGAGUUACGGGUCAUGAUAAGGAGGAGUAUGAGUGCUGGUGUAAGUUUUAAAGAUGAGGGGAAAGUAUGGCUGUUCGCAUCAUUGUUUGUUUUGUAAGACUAAAUAGCUUUUAGCAGUAGCACCCAGAGAACUAGCAUCACCUGUUCAACACCAAGGUUUAUCAAGUACACCUAUAGGCCUAUGGAGUCUGUUUAAAAGUAGGAUGUUUUUGCUGUUUGUCUUUGACUUUUGAAAAAAAAAAAAAAAAAAAAAAAAGAAAAAGUUAAACUACUCUUCAGUUGGCUCCUAGCACUUGACAGGAUAAUACAAUUGUUCCUGAUGUCAAGUUCCAGUGACUCCUAUAAAUGAGGGGUUGGGCACUUCUCUGCUUUGGAGCAGUGUAACUCUGAAGAUUAUUGACCAUUUUCUCUGAAGAAAAGUACAUUUAACUACACGAUGAGCGCAUCAGUGGCUGUGUAUAGAAAUAUAUACACUGAGGACCGGUUCAGACAAGCUUAUGGUACAGAAGACCAGUCUCGAGGCAGAGAGCGGCUCCGCGACAGACUCGCGCAAAGAUGCAGCUGUUCUCAGGUGAAGUGCGUUCACCUGCUCAAGAAGAGAGUGCCCAUCUGCAACUGGCUGCCAAAAUACAAGCUCAGAAAAUGGAUUUUAGGAGAUAUUGUGGCCGGACUGACGGUUGGAAUAGUACAUAUUCCCCAAGGCAUGGCCUUUGCUUUGUUGACAUCAGUGGCUCCUGUCUAUGGCCUUUACACAUCCUUCUUCCCUGUGGUUCUUUAUAUGCUCUUUGGCACUGGUCACCACGUUUCCACAGGUACCUUUGCUGUGUUGAGUCUUAUGACUGGCUCAGUGGUGGAGCAACUGGUUCCCACCCCACUUGCUCUAAACACCAGUAGCCCAGAGGCUGCAGAGUUUGAGGCCCAGAGGAUUGGGGUGGCAUCAGCCGUAGCGUUCCUCUCAGGCAUAAUGAUGCUCUGCAUGUGUGGGCUCCAGUUGGGUUUCCUCUCCACAUACCUCUCAGAACCGAUUGUAAAGGCAUUCAUCAGUGCAGCUGCUUUCCAUGUGACUGUCUCACAACUUCAGAGCAUGCUGGGAUUGCGGCUACCUCGAUUCACUGGUGCCUUCUCUCUUUUUAAGACUCUGGGUUCGGUGAUGGAGAAUCUGCCCCACACUAAUUUGGCUGAGCUGGUGAUCUCACUGCUCUGCCUGGCUGUCCUGGUACCAGUAAAAGAGGUCAACUCACGCUUCCGAGAGCGACUCCGGACUCCCAUCCCUGUGGAGAUCAUCACUGUAAUAAUUGCAACGGGAGUUACAUAUGCAUCCUCUCUGGAUUCCAAAUACGACAUACAGAUAGUAGGACAUAUUCCAGCAGGCUUCCCAGAGCCAGGGCUGCCUGCAUUGGAGAUGGUUCCAGAGAUUGCUGGUGACACAGUUGCCAUCACUCUUGUUGGCUACGCCGUAUCUGUAUCUCUAGCCAUGAUUUAUGCCGAUAAACAUGGCUACUCCAUUGAUCCAAAUCAGGAGCUUCUAGCACAUGGGAUUUCCAACACUGUGUCAUCUCUCUUCACCUGCUUCCCCAGUUCAGCUACACUGGCCACCACCAACAUUCUAGAAAGUGCCGGGGGUUACACACAGCUUGCAGGACUGUUCACAAGUCUGGUUGUUCUGAUUGUACUUCUGCUGAUAGGCCCUCUGUUCUACUUUUUACCCAAGGCAGUGCUUGCUUGUAUAAACGUGACCAGUCUGAGACAGAUGUUCCUGCUGUUUCAGGACCUCCCAGACCUUUGGAGAAUUAGCAAAAUUGAUUUUAUGGUGUGGCUGGUGACCUGGCUGUCAGUAGUUGUGCUAAAUGUAGAUUUGGGUCUGGCCAUUGGAGUGGUGUUCUCCAUGAUGACUGUUAUCUGUCGCACACAGAGGGCCAGCUGCUCAGUGUUAGGGAGAGCUGCCAACACAGAGAUCUACAGAUCCAUCGACAAUCACAAUAAAUGCUAUGAGAUCCCUGGAGUGAAGAUCCUGACUUACAAUGGGCCUAUUUACUAUGGGAACCGUAGCUUUUUCAAGGCAGAUAUAACUCAACUUCUGGGCCUCACCCCUGAGAGGAUACGGAGCCGAGAGAAAGCCAUGAAGGCAAUAGAGAAGAGAGAGAGUGAGGCCAUCAGCACUGUAGAACAAGGAGUUGCAGACAGUUCAUUUUCUUCAAAGAAUGACUUAUUCAGAUCAGAGAUGGCUGAGGGUGAGGUUCAGGCUGUGUUGAUUGACUGCAGCAGUGUCAUUUUUGUGGAUGUAGCUGGAGCUCGGCUAUUUGUACAGAUGUGCAUGGAGUGCCAGAAGAUUGGGGUACAGAUCUACCUGGCUAAUUGCAAUGUGAGUGUACUGAAGAUUCUCACAUCCAGUGGGCUGAUGAACUAUGUGAAUCCUCAACAUAUUUUUGUAACAAUCCAUGAUGCUGUGGUCUACAUACAACAACAGUGGGAGAAACCUUCAGAGAACAGCACAACAGUAUGGGUGUGAUUAAACAUAUGGACACUUUCAAAGUAAUUGAAAUUAAUUGUCUGGAAACAGUAGGACACCAUGAACCAGUGGAAGACUACAAGGGUCUCAGAGGGACUCCCAAAAUAAUUCCUAAACUCAACCACUGUAUACUUAUUUAGGCUCAUCAUACUAUUUGUAGUGUUUUUAGGGUGUACAGUAUGUUAGGGCCCAUGAAUCAGCACCCAUGAAAUGGUAGUGCUUCACAUUUAGACUUAGUAUUCAGAACAUUGCGCUCUAUUCUCAUACGACAUUGGCUGUUGUUUAGUUCCUGUGUAGAAAAUGAAAACAACAAAACUGAUGAAAAUACUGUAAUUUUAUUGAUUUGGUAUUUCUGAACAAUGGGGAAUCUUUUCAGUCUAUCAGAAGGUCUUGUUUUAGUUUACAAAUUAAACAUUUUGUUCUAUGUUUUCUGAGUGAGAGUGAGAAUGCACUGAGUGGCCAAAUGGUAUCUUAAUUAACAUAAAUGUCCUGAGCUUACAUAGUUGCCAUCUUUUACACCAUUUUAGAGAAUACAUAAUUGCUGUAUGUGAUAUUAAAGUCUAGAUCCAUAAGCUAUUUAUAUUAAUUAUGCAAUAUUCACAUCCUUGUUGAACUAAUUGGCAGUCGUUACACUGUCAUGUUAAAAGACUACUAUUUGUUUCUGUUCCAUUGGAGUGUGUAUUUUUUCCAAAGCCAGGUCAAAGGACAAAACUGAAUAAAUCAUAAAAUAAGAUUCAUUGAGAUACAUUUUAGUUUAAUAUAUCCUAUAUUCCUUUAAUUUACAGAGAUCUGGAUUAGUUAAAGGUCUUUGCUGUGGAAUGGCAUGCAAUAAUGAGGUUUGGUCAAGUCUAACUGUUGAAAUUACACAUUGCCAAUAAACUAUUGCUGACUGACUACCUAAUUAAAGCCCGUUAGUUUAGCCUAAUAAAAUUAAUGUAAAAAAAAAAAAAAAAAAAAAAAAAAAACAAA
Messenger RNA from Myxocyprinus asiaticus (Chinese sucker), 3534 nucleotides. RefSeq names its product solute carrier family 26 member 10-like. Gene Ontology annotation, cellular component: membrane. Gene Ontology annotation, molecular function: oxalate transmembrane transporter activity; bicarbonate transmembrane transporter activity; sulfate transmembrane transporter activity. The transcript is spliced from 18 exons. The record is from RefSeq and is a predicted model, not a curated record. Bases 493 to 2565 code for a protein of 690 amino acids. NCBI's taxonomy places the organism in Eukaryota, Metazoa, Chordata, Actinopteri, Cypriniformes, Catostomidae. Gene Ontology annotation, biological process: transmembrane transport.